Aspergillus pseudotamarii is the source of this 1963-nucleotide messenger RNA. RefSeq lists its product as uncharacterized. The coding region runs from base 320 to 1870 and encodes 516 amino acids. The record is from RefSeq and is a predicted model, not a curated record. NCBI's taxonomy places the organism in Eukaryota, Fungi, Ascomycota, Eurotiomycetes, Eurotiales, Aspergillaceae. The transcript has 5 exons.
CCUUUCAGUAGUGUCAAGGCGUUGGGUCAUCCGAUAAGCAUCGGUUUGAGGAACUUGCUAUUAUGAACUCUGCCACAAGAAUUUGAAACCUGCUAUCCCCUUCUGAUUGAUACUAGAUCAUUUGUAUCAAUGCAACAUCAACCGUCAUAAUACACUCAGUACCUAUUAUUUCGAGUGUUGAUUCGUCUUUCUAGGGCCGAGGUCAACAAUAAUUACACCGCCGGAUCGACCUACAUUCACAUUUAUUGACCAUGAUGAUGAUUUGAGUUCCAAACGAAUCAAAGAUGCUAAUGCUCGUAGGACUAUUCGCUCCCACGUUAUGCGUGACGUGCGUAGGCGCGAGCGACUUGCUGGACUGAAGCGUGUUCCUAGGCGUGACGGACUCGCAGAUAAAGCCGUUGUCCAGUCAAACUUCGAAGACUCGCCGUCAGAGCGUGCCUUACCCACUAAUCCAUCCUCGGAGCCAAAAUCACUCAUAGGAAGAGGACCGCCUUGUGACAUUGCUAAGAAUAAAGAAAAACGCCAACAGCAACCAGAUAGGCGCUGUACUGGUCAUUCAAUAUCAACUGGCUCUAUUUCAAUUCCGCUUCAGUGUCCGACCUCAUGGCUUGUCGACCCUUUCAAUACAUUGCCAGGUGCUAGUGAUGUACCAAUUAUUACUAGUCGACUAGUCUUUUACUGGGGAACUGUUUUUGUGCCGAUGACUUUCCCGAAAGAACAUGCUUUCAAUGAGCGGGCUAAAACCGAAAUGGCAGUCCAAUCUUCAUUCACAGAUCAGGGAAGUUUCUUUGGCUUGAUGAGCAUGUGCGCUGCCCACCGAGCUGUUUUGGCUGGACAUCAUUCACAGUUCCAAGUUGCUUCAGAAGUGUCCCAUCGCUUUUUGCACGAUGCAGAUUAUUAUGUUAUGAAAGCCAGGUGUAUCCGUGAGAUGAAUAUAAAAUUGCGCAACCCCGCUCUAUCGUUAAGCAACGAAGCAUUUGGCACAAUCAUUAAUCUUCUUACGGGUGCGCUGAUAGUGGGAUUGUUUGAAGAAGCUCGUAUGCACCUCAGAGGCUUGAAGCGCAUGGUGGACUUGCGAGGAGGUAUUACAGACAGCAGUAUCCAUCAGUCUUCAAUGCUAGCUGCUAUUCUUACCACUGAUGUGAAGACUGCGUCGGGACUCAUGACCCAGCCGGUUUUCCCUUUGGCUCGGGACUUGCAACCGGUUUCAGCCAGUAUUAAAGAGCGUAUAGCGCCCCCGGAGACGUCAGAAUUACAGAGAGUAGGCGUUGCAUUCGUCUCUAACCCCUACCUCAGCGCAUGUUUGCUAAGUAUUCUCCGUGCUAUGCGUGAUAUUGUACUUUACGGCCAGGCUUGCAACCAAAAUCCCACUGUACUCUGCACCGAUGACCACGAAUUCUUUCGCAGUCUCAAUCGUGAAGUUGAGCAUCGGCUCCUUAGUUAUGUGUAUUCUGAAUCCACUACACGAGACAUGCCAUUUUCUAAGACAGCAUCAUAUCUUGGUUCUGUGGAAGCUGUCACCAGGAUCGCUUCUAUAUGUUACCUAAACCAUUUCCUUAUCGUAUCGCCCCCGUCUUCGGGGCUGGGUCGUGCGCUCACAAGACAUUUGAAGCAAGCUAUAGCUAAUUGUCAUUGGCCACCGUUAUCGAAGGAGGGUCAUGGGUUGCUCGCAUGGGUGUUAUUUAUUGGUGCUCAAAGCUCGGCAGGCCAAAUUGAACGCCCAUGGUUUGUUGAGCGUCUAUCCCACAUCGCUCUAAUUUGUGGGUGGCACACCUGGAGGCAGAUGUCCGAAGUGUUGAUUGAUUACUUUUAUCUUCCUAGUACCAACCAAGCGGGGUGGGCAUCCAUCUGGAACGAGGCCAUGGUUUGAUAUAUUAUGUGCACUAAACACAGAUCGAGGGUUGCUCUAUUGGCCUGCUCUUGGUAUAUUCUAGUUGAAAAAUCAAUGCCAUAGUAUAUACAA